Molecule: messenger RNA, 1754 nt
Organism: Myxozyma melibiosi
Lineage: Eukaryota; Fungi; Ascomycota; Lipomycetes; Lipomycetales; Lipomycetaceae
Product: UDP-glucose/GDP-mannose dehydrogenase family, NAD binding domain-containing protein
Exons: 2
Coding region: 53-1504 (483 amino acids)
Biological process (GO): glycosaminoglycan biosynthetic process
Cellular component (GO): nucleus
Molecular function (GO): NAD binding; UDP-glucose 6-dehydrogenase activity
Source: RefSeq, a predicted model, not a curated record
CAUCCACUCUCUCUACUUCUCCUUCUCCAUCUCUUCUACUUCUAUCCUCGCAAUGUCUUCCACCGACAUCUCCUCCCUUCCCCACAAGGAAAUCAAGAAGAUCUGCUGCAUCGGCGCUGGCUAUGUCGGCGGCCCUACCUGCGCCAUCAUCGCCCAGAAGUGCCCCCACAUCACCGUCACCAUCGUCGACCUGAACCAGGCCCGCAUCGACGCCUGGAACUCUGACAACCUCCCCAUCUACGAGCCCGGUCUCGAUGAGGUCGUCAAGUCCGCCCGUGGCAGAAACCUCUUCUUCUCCACCGACGUCGACACCGCCAUCAUCGAGGCUGACCUCAUCUUCGUCUCCGUCAACACCCCUACCAAGAAGAACGGUGUCGGCAAGGGCUUCGCCGCCGACCUCGGCUACGUCGAGUCGGCCACCCGCCACAUCGCCAAGGUCGCCACCUCCGACAAGAUCGUCGUCGAGAAGUCCACCGUCCCUUGCCGCACCGCUGCCUCCAUGCGCAAGAUCCUCGAGUCCAACGGCAAGCCCGGCCUCAAGUUUGACAUCCUCUCCAACCCCGAGUUCUUGGCCGAGGGUACCGCCAUCAAGGACUUGAACGCCCCCGACCGUGUCCUCAUCGGCUCCCUCCAGACCACCUCCGGUCGCUCGGCCGCCGCCUCCCUCGUUGACGUCUACUCCAACUGGGUCCCCCGCAAGCAGGUCAUCACCAUGAACGUCUGGUCCUCCGAGCUCUCCAAGCUCGCUGCCAACGCUCUCCUUGCCCAGCGUAUCUCCUCCAUCAACGCCCUCUCGGCCAUCUGCGAGGCCACCGGCGCCGACGUCGACGAGGUCUCCUACGCCGUCGGUCUCGACUCGCGUAUCGGACCCAAGUUCCUCAAGGCCUCCGUCGGUUUCGGAGGCUCUUGCUUCCAGAAGGAUAUCCUCAACCUCGUCUACCUCUCCGAGUCGCUCCACCUUCCCGACGUUGCCGAGUACUGGCGCCAGGUCGUUGCCAUGAACGAGUCGCAGAAGCGCCGUUUCACCGAGCACAUCAUCUCGUCGCUCUUCAACACCUUGACCGGCAAGCGCAUCGCCGUCCUCGGAUUCGCGUUCAAGAAGGACACCGGUGACACUCGCGAGUCGUCCGCCAUCACCAUCAUCAAGUACCUCCGUGCCGAGCAGGCCAAGGUUGCCAUCUACGACCCCAAGGUCGAGGAGUCCCAGAUCUGGUUCGAUCUCGCCGAGCCCGGUAUCGUUGACGACGUCACCGCUCUCAAGAAGCAGGUCUCGAUCACCAGCUCCGCCUACGAGGCCGCUGCCGGUGCCGACGCCGUCGUCAUCUGCACCGAGUGGGACGAGUUCAAGGACACCGAGCUCGACUACGAGAAGAUCUACGCGUCGAUGAACAAGCCCGCCUUCAUCUUUGACGGAAGACUGAUCCUCAACCAGAAGAAGCUCGAGACCAUUGGUUUCAAGGUCGAGACCAUCGGCCGGAGCAGACUCGAGGAGACCUUCGAGUAAGGGUCUAGUUUAUUAGUUUAUCUUCUGUAGUUUUACUACAAGUUUUUUUAUUGUUAUGGGCAUCGGCACAGUACUUGUCUUUUUCUUUAUUUAUUGUGUUUAAUGUAAAGUAUAUGCUAGAAAUUUUAUCUUUUAUGUUUUUAGUUUUCUAAUAUUUCCUAUUUUUUUUAUUUUCUGAACAUUUAUUUAGUUUUGAUGUGGUGCAAAGAUAGAAUAUCUAGAUUACAGCGACAUCGUACCUACUGUUUUU